Molecule: messenger RNA, 2132 nt
Organism: Leptomonas pyrrhocoris
Lineage: Eukaryota; Euglenozoa; Kinetoplastea; Trypanosomatida; Trypanosomatidae
Exons: 1
Coding region: 315-2132 (605 amino acids)
Source: RefSeq, a predicted model, not a curated record
AGCUCUGUACUGCCCAGUGGCAUCUCUUCCUCUUUCCUUCUUUUUUAGUUUCCUCGUUCGCGAAGACCAGCGUUGGUGUGAGGGGUGAGUGGAUUGAAGGCGAAAAAGUAUGCGCACGCAGGCAUUAGCGCUCCUUCUCGACCAAACCAACAAAAGCGAGCGUGCUACACCCGCUGAAGCCGCGUACAGGCAGCUGACUCGGCUGCUACCACGUCGUACUAUUUUGAUUACUUUUUAAAGUAUUUAUUGCUGUUAUUCUCUUCUGCGGCACAUUCAUUCGUGGUUUUUGUUUUUCUUUACGUUCAUAGAAGACAAUGGAAGGCGGCCCGACCAGCAGCGGCGCCAGCAGUGGCAGAGCCACGCCUGACCCGGCAGCGGAGCCGCCGUGGCCUCUCUCACGCGCCAACGCGGUGGGCACUGUGCACCGCCGCUCCCCCUCACCGGCAACGGACGAUCUCGAGAUGGGGCUGGUAGAUGGGCCAGGGGGCGACGACGGCGGCGGCGGCGCCGCUGAUGUCCCACUCGGGGGGCGGUUUCUUCACCCCCCCGGCUUCCACCCCCACCCCUGCAUGACCGAUCGCGAGACGCACCAGGGCACCGACGACGCCGGAGGAGGCUCGAGGUCCCACGAGAUGCAGCGGCUGUCGCUGUCGCACCACCGUAACAGCCUUGUGAAUUCGUUGGUACGGCCACCAACGGCGAGUCAUACUCCUGGCGAUGCCGACACCGCCACCGCCGAAGCUGACGCAUCCCAACCACAGAUGCCGUUGCUUGGCGUCCGUGCCGCGUCCGGCACGGAGGUAGCGGCAGCAGAGGUGACUCCGAAUGCCGCCGUCGCCACCGCCGCCGCACCGCGCAGCUCCCAACGCAGUCGUUAUGUGAAUGCGGCCCCCGACCAUGACCGUGUAAGGCCGCACACACCGAUCUACUACGAGGCAGGUCCCUCGCCUUCUGCCUCCUCACCCUCCGCCCCUCGACUGACACCGAAUGCGUCGAGAAGGGCAGCCCUCUUCAAUGAGGAGCAGCUGCGACCCGUCUCCGCACGCCUCGACACCCCACCGCCAGCAGCCGCGGCGAGGCGAGAGGCAGCCGCCACACCUGCAGCACGAGCGAUUGCACGGGAUGCGCUGAUGUUCUUGUCACCCCUGGCGCGUGAGGCACGCAUCGCCACUAUCGAGGAGCGCCGUGUACGGCACUUAUAUCACAACCGCCCGCGCAUGCGGCUGACGGCACGGCCGCGGAUCGUGGAGAACAUCGUGCUCGACCGCACCAAGUGGGAGCAGCCGCUCUGCUACCUCCCGCUCUUUCUGCCUUGCAUGCAGAACGCCUUCUACCGCGUGCCGCAGGGUGCCAAGCUGCGGACGGCGGCGUGGGAGCCGAACGUGUCGAACCCGUUUUCUCCGAGUGUGAUCUACUCCGGCACUGCGGGGAGUGCCGGUCCGCCCGAAGACCCCCGACAGACCCCCGCUGUUGCCGCUGCUGCUGCGGAUGCCGCGUCGACGGAGUCUGACCUAUCGGUAUCUACCGCAGCGUUCUACCACGUGCCUCCCACCUCCUCGCGACUUACGAUGCGCAGAGAGGUGACGCAGGCAACGGCGACCUCCGCAACGCCGCUACGGCGCCCCGGUGCGCAGCUGACGGCGACGGUGGCGGCGGACCGCGUACUUGUCAACCGCCAUGGCGCCGCAUCUCCUCCUUCGUUCUCCUUUGUCGAUAACUUCCGUCACUUGCUGUACCGCUGCUUCUGUGUGCGGUGCGCCAUCGCCGCCCAGGCGGAGUCCCUCCAGGCGGACAUGAAGAUGCGGUCCGCGGUGCCUCACCAAUUCCCGUGCUGCUCGUGCUUGAAGGUCGAGUCGCGCUCCUCGUCCGAGCUGCUCUGGAUGGUGUGCGCGAUGGACGCGCUGUCACUCGGUGCUCCCUGUGGGUGUUGCUGCUACCAGGGAUUGGGUACCGCGCUGUACGGGUGGCACCUGCGGUACUUACUGCGCGCGCGCUAUCGCAUUUUUUCGUGGACAGUGUUGGACUUGCUGAUCAUGUGCUGCAUCCCCGGCCUGGCGGUCGAUCAGCAAGGGGCGGAGCUGUUGCUGAACGACGUGCCGGAGACACCUGUUGGGCUGCGGUUUAUGCAUUAA